AUGAACGGACAUCACGCGACCCGGACUCUGAAGCCCGGAAUCAAUGUCCCGAUGGUCACCAUUUUCAAGAAGGAUACCGAAGAUCUAGACCUGGAAGCCAUUGCGAAGCAUGCUGUUAGACUUGCAAAGGCUGGCCUCACCUCUAUCACCUGUCAAGGCUCGAACGGCGAAGCGGUCCACCUGACCAAACAAGAGCGAAUUCAAGUCGUGCAGACCACGCGAAAAGCAUUAGAUGAUGCCGGUUUCUCAGAAAUGCCCAUUGUCGUCGGAUGUGGUGCACAGUCCGUCCGCGAGACGGUCGAGUUCUGCAAAGACGCCUAUUCUUCCGGAGGGGACUAUGCACUGGUUCUCCCGCCUUCAUACUACAAACCGUCUCUUACGACGGCCAACUUUAUCGAAUUCUUCCAAGACGUGGCCACGGAGUCUCCCAUCCCUAUUCUCAUCUACAACUACCCCGGAGCUGCGGCGGGAGUUGAUCUCGACUCUGACACCAUCGUCAAACUGGCCAAACAUCCCAAGAUUGUCGGGUGCAAGCUCACGUGCGGAAACACCGGCAAGCUCAAUCGCAUUGCCAACGCUGUCAACGCCGCUACCGCCACGUCAACGGGGUCGGGAUGGAUGUGUCUGGGUGGUUCGGCAGAUUUCACCCUGCAGACGAUGAUCGCUGGAGGGUCCGGGAUCAUCACCGGGUUGGGCAAUAUCGUUCCCAAGGCUUGCGUUAAGGUGUUUAACCUCUAUGCGGAGGGCAAGAUCGAGGAAGCGCAGAAGAUCCAGGCGAUCGUCGCUCGGGGUGAUUGGGGAGUCAUCUCUGGUGGUGUGACAGGUACGAAGAGUGCGUUGGAAUCAUAUUUCGGAUAUGGUGGCUACGCGAGGCGACCACUGCCCAAGCCUAGCAAGGAGGAUAUUGCCAGAUAUGAAGACAUGCUGAGGGAAGCGGUUGAGUUGGAGAAGACAUUGUAA
Capronia coronata CBS 617.96 is the source of this 960-nucleotide messenger RNA. RefSeq lists its product as uncharacterized. Gene Ontology annotation, molecular function: 4-hydroxy-tetrahydrodipicolinate synthase activity. Bases 1 to 960 code for a protein of 319 amino acids. The transcript has a single exon. Lineage: Eukaryota; Fungi; Ascomycota; Eurotiomycetes; Chaetothyriales; Herpotrichiellaceae. The record is from RefSeq and is a predicted model, not a curated record.